Molecule: messenger RNA, 1106 nt
Organism: Mytilus trossulus (common blue mussel)
Lineage: Eukaryota; Metazoa; Mollusca; Bivalvia; Mytilida; Mytilidae
Product: putative nuclease HARBI1
Exons: 4
Coding region: 1-1032 (343 amino acids)
Source: RefSeq, a predicted model, not a curated record
AUGGCUGCGUUCAUGGCUUUGCUAGAACAAGAAGAGAGGAAAGAGAGGAGGCCGCGUAUUUUCCGUGAUUGGAACAACCCAAUCGACUAUAUGGCAGAUGUUGAGCUGAUAGAGCGACACAGGAUGCCAAAAAUUAAGAUCUUGGAAGUUGUUGAUUUAGUUAGAAAAGAUAUAGAGAGUCCAACCUACAGAAGUCAUGCUAUUCCAGCAAUUUUACAGGUAUUGGUCUCUUUGAGAUAUUAUGCAAAAGGGGAUUUUUACUCCGAAGUCGGAGAUUUACAUGGAAUUUCAAAAGCCAGUGUGUCAAGAUGCAUCACAAGAGUAUCUAAAGCCAUCGUUUCAGAAAUGGACAACAUAAAAUUUCCAUCAACAGAAGCUGAGAUGAAUGUGGUUAAAAGGGGAUUUUAUCGUAUUGCCAAGGUGCCAAAUGUCAUCGGUGUAGUAGAUGGUACUUUGAUCCCCAGUAUUGCUCCAAAAGAGAAUGAACCUGCAUAUGUCUGCAGGAAAGGAUACCAUUCCUUGAACAUACAGGCAGUUGUGGAUCAUGAGAUGAGAUUUACAAACCUAGUAGCAAAAUUUCCAGACAGUGUACACGACUCGUACAUCUUUUCAAAUUCUGAAUUGGGAUACUUUUUUGAAGAGAACAAUGUGGAUGGAUGGUUACUGGGAGAUUCUGGAUAUGGUUUAAAAAAGUAUUUGCUUACUCCAAAAUUAAAUCCUAACACACUGGCUGAGGAGAAAUACAACAAGGCUCACUCAAAAACGCGCACCAUAGUGGAACAGGCAUUUGGUGUAUGCAAAUCUAGAUAUAGGUGUUUGCAUAAAACAGGGGGCUGUUUGCCAUUUACACCUGACAAAUCUGCAAUAGUUGAGACAGCUGUUUUUAAACUCCACAAUAAGUGUAUAGAUGACAAGUUGCCAUUUCCAGAUUUUACAGAUGAUUUUAUUGACAAUGUAGAUAACCAUAUUAGAGAUAUUGCACCUGCUACUGUUCAAACUCUUAGAGAACACAUUAUUCAGAGAUUUGCCUAAAAACUUAUUUAUAUGCCUAUCUGAUUCAUGAAAAUUAGAAAAACAUGUUUCUGUUUUCCACCAAAAAUAUAUAU